UAUAAAAAGGCAGCGAGCCAACAGUACAGUCUGCACAAACUCAAGGAGCAGUUUGUGAUUCCAGUUCAGCAACUGAUUAAAAAGCAUCAACUGUCCUGCAGCUCUCCGCAGAGCACAGAGCCACCAUGAACUGUAUAAUCCAUGCGCUGCUGCUAUUGGGGCUGACAGCUUAUUCGUUUUCAGCACCAGCUGCCGAUUCUGUCAGGUGGUGCAACAAGUCCCCCCAGGAGCAGAGGAAAUGUGAAGCCCUGAAAACAGCUACCGGCCACUUUACCUGUCUGGAGAAAAAGGAUACAAUGCAGUGCAUUGAAGCAAUAAAGAAUCUGGUGGCAGAUGCAGUAACCCUGGAUGGUGGGGAUAUUUAUGAAGCUAGCCUUACAAACCAUGACCUUCACCCAAUCAUUGCUGAGGACUAUGGUGAAAGAACUUCUGAUACUUGCUACUAUGCUGUGGCUGUUGUCAAGAAGGGCAGUAACUUUUCUUUCAGAGACCUACAGGGAAAGAAGUCCUGUCACACUGGACUGGGCAAGUCUGCAGGCUGGAACAUCCCUAUUGGGACUCUGGUAUCUGAGGGGAUCCUAAAGUGGGACGGGCCGGAGACAGAACAAAUUGAAAGAGCUGUCUCCAGGUUCUUUUCUGCAAGCUGUGUACCAGGAGCAGCCAAGGACCUCUACCCAAAGCUAUGUGAGCUGUGUGCCAACUGCGCCCGUUCACACGUGGAACCUUACUACGAUUAUGAAGGAGCUUUCAAAUGCCUGAAGGAUGGCAAAGGCGAUGUUGCAUUUGUCAAACACCUUACAGUCAAGGAUGCUGACCCAAAUGAGUAUGAGUUGCUGUGUAAAGAUGGCUCUAGAAAAGAACUUAGUGAUUAUUUGUCCUGUAGUCUGGCCAGAGUCCCUGGACAUGCUGUUGUAACCAGGAACGAUAAAGUCUUGGCACAUAAAAUUUGGCAGUAUCUUGAAGAUGCAAAGAGCACAUUCCCCAACCUCUUCAAGUCUGCUGAUUAUGGAGGCAAGAACCUGAUGUUCAAAGAUUCUACGAAGAAGUUGGUGCUUGCCCCUGACAACAUGAAUGCCUAUCUGUACCUGGGAGCGGAGUACAUGCACAUAAUUCAAGCUCUCAAGAAAAAGGAACCCUCCAGUGCCCCCACAGAUCCAGUGAAAUGGUGUGCGGUUGGUAAGAAAGAAAGAGAAAAGUGUGACACAUGGUCCAUCAACACGUGCACCAUGGCUGAAUGCGAUAAAGGAAAGAUUAAGUGCAUAUCUGGAGGUUCUGUUGAAGACUGUAUUGAAAAGAUCAUGAAAAAGGAAGCGGAUGCUGUCACCAUGGACGGAGGCUACGUCUACACAGCAGGGAAAUGCGGCCUUGUGCCCGUCAUGGUAGAGAGCUACAAAGCAGAUGUAUGCGCAUCAUUAGCAGCAGAAAAAGCCACACGAAUUCCUUGUUUUUCCUGCUCCUACUAUGCUGUGGCAGUUGUGAAGAAAGACUCUCCACUCACCUGGGCCUCCCUACAAGGUGCAAAAUCCUGUCACACAGGCUUGGGACGGACUGCAGGAUGGAACAUUCCAAUGGGAAUUCUCAAGAAAAGUGCUAUCAAAGACUGUGACUUCACUAAGUUCUUCAGCCAGAGCUGCGCUCCCGGAGCAAACAAAACCUCCAGCUUGUGCUCUCUGUGUGCUGGAGAUAAAAAGGCAACUAUUGGAGGCGACAACUCGAAAUGCUUAGAAAAUGACUCUGAGUCAUAUUAUGGAUAUGCUGGGGCACUCAGGUGUCUGAUCGAAAGAGGAGAUGUUGCCUUUGUUAAACAUACAACUGUGUUUGACAAUACUGAAGGAGAUAAUAUUCCUAAAUGGGCCAAGGGCUAUAAGCCUUCUGACUUCAAGCUGCUGUGUCGCAACGGUGCAACAGAAACUGCUCACCCCAGCGAGUAUGAGAAAUGCCAUCUUGCUAAAGUCCCAGCACAUGCAGUCAUGACUCGUCCAGAAAGCAGAGAUGUGGUCGUCAGGUUACUGAAGGAGCAGCAGAAAGAGUUUGGUUCUUCUCAAACUGAUGCAGAUAGGUUUAAGCUGUUCAAGUCGGAAACCAAGGACCUUCUUUUCAAAGAUUCCACAAAGUGCCUGAUAGAGGUCCCUGCAAGAACUGUCAAAGACUUUCUUGGAAAGGAAUAUUAUGACUCUGUAACAGAACUCUCAACAUGCACGGCAUCAGAACUCCAGAAAGCAUGUACAUUCCACAAGUGCCAGCAAGCUUAAAAACACCUGUGAGCUUCUUCAGGACCUGUGCUGUUGAAUUCUACACAUGUAAUUGUCUAUCUUUACUAACAUGCAGUUACCUUUAGGAAAGGUGGAGGGGAGGGGAGGAGGGCAUAGAUCUGAGUCUUCCAAAUGUUUGUAAAAGAAAAUAAAUAAAACACUUUUCACACUGGAUACUGCACCUAUUUGUUUUAUGUCCCAUCCAGUGAUUCUGAUGGUGUUCGUCCAGUUCAGAUAUCAUAUAAAAGUCGUGAAUAGCAUGUUAUUCAAUCAAUCAGUUAGUUUCCAAGAUACACUCAACCAAUAAGUCAGUAGUACAAAAAAGAGAACAGUAUGCGAAAAAAAAACUAUUUCAUAACAAAGACUAAUUUUCUUGUUUAAUGGCACAUAAUGUGAAAUUAAGAAUAUUUAUGUACAAUAGAGUUCAAACCCAAGCAAUAAAUGUGUCACAUUUAUUUGGGAAAUAUUUCUGUAUUUGCUGCACCCUCCCCCUCCCUG
Molecule: messenger RNA, 2750 nt
Organism: Polyodon spathula (Mississippi paddlefish)
Lineage: Eukaryota; Metazoa; Chordata; Actinopteri; Acipenseriformes; Polyodontidae
Product: serotransferrin-2-like
Exons: 17
Coding region: 126-2252 (708 amino acids)
Biological process (GO): antibacterial humoral response; iron ion transport
Cellular component (GO): extracellular region; plasma membrane; recycling endosome
Source: RefSeq, a predicted model, not a curated record